UAAAUUGCAAGGGCCAGUCACCGGAAGUUCAGCUCUGUGAAAGCUGCAAAAAUAAAAGGUACAUGUAAACAUUUUUUUUUUUGCUCUGAUGGACGUGUUGGACAGUGUAUAACUACUGUCUAAUGUUACUUUCAAUAUGCAGCACGCGUUGGCUUUUGCUCUACAGAGCAAUGCUCUCUUGCUUCCAAUCUGAGCAAUGUAUUUCACAAGACUGAGUGAAUGAAAAUGCAAGGCUGAAAAUAAACACAAUGUUGUGGUGUUUUGUUGUUGAUUUUUUUUUUUGCAAGAAUAACGGAUAAUAGAAGCGCGUGAGGACUGCCAGUAUUUUAAAAACGAUGUACGGCGUGGUCAACCGAUUUCAGUUUUUACAUGGAUUUAAUUUCAUAAUGAAGAAGAAUAAAAAGACGUAUGCAAUGUUCAUUUGGGGUUUUGUGAGAGGAAGAUAAGGGGCCGGUUCUUUUUGUGAGCUGUAAUUGUAACAAUGCGUUGGACUCCGGUUUGUAAUGGAACAGACUCUAUAAAUGUUUAGACAGCCCCAACAACGACAAACGAUGUUACACGGACUGGAUAUACAUUUGUUUUAUAUUAAUACAUGAUUGGAAUAAAACGGCGUGCUUGUUAUAACUGGGAUGAUAGAGGCUGUGCGAUUGAUAAUUGUUUGGCUGCAUAGAUGGCGAACGCAAGUGAGGUUGAAGAAAGCAACACUUCGCUUCAAAAUUAUGCCUUUACAUCUGCUGUGAAGCUGGCAUCCCUCGGGCUGAUUAUCUGUAUUAGUCUGACAGGGAAUCUGAUUCUUUGUUUCCUCGUAUUAAGAGACCGAAGCUUGCAUCGGGCUCCUUACUACUUUCUCCUGGAUCUCUGUCUGGCUGAUAUAAUAAGAUCUUUUGUAUGCUUUCCUUUUGUGAUGAUAUCUAUCAACAGCGGUUCAAGCUGGAGCUAUAGCAUUAUUAGCUGCAAGAUCAUAGCAUUUGUGGCUGUUCUUUUCUGUUUCCAUGCUGCAUUUAUGCACUUUUGCAUCAGUGUAACCAGAUACAUGGCUAUUGCACACCAUAGGUUUUAUUCCAAAAGGAUGACUCUCUGGACUUGUGUGGCAGUCAUCUGUAUGGUUUGGACCCUCUCCGUAGCAAUGGCAUUCCCUCCUGUGUUUGAUGUGGGCACUUACAAAUUUAUCCGGGAGGAAGAGCAGUGCAUUUUCGAGCAUCGCUAUGUUAAAGCCAAUGACACCCUGGGGUUCAUGCUGAUGUUGGCAGUCAUAAUAGGUACCACACACGUGGUCUAUCUUAAAAUGCUCUUCUUUGUUUAUGACCAUCGUAAAAUGAAACCUGCUCAGUUAAUUCCUGCAAUAAGCCAAAACUGGACCUUCCACGGACCGGGGGCCACUGGGCAAGCAGCUGCCAACUGGAUAGCGGGUUUUGGACGAGGUCCGACACCGCCAACACUGGUGGGCAUCAGGCAGGCUACCCACAAUCAAAACAAGAGGCUUUUGGUCCUGGAGGAAUUCAAGAUGGAAAAAAGGAUCGGCAGGAUGUUUUAUAUGAUUACCCUUAUUUUCCUACUGCUUUGGUCUCCAUAUAUCAUAGCCUGCUACCUUAGAGUGUUUGUGAAAACGAAUAGCAUACCACAGGUCUAUCUCACGGCUGCUGUUUGGAUGACAUUCGCACAGGCAGGUGUUAAUCCCAUUCUGUGUUUUAUACUUAACAAAGAGUUAAGAAUUUGUUUCAGAACCCAUUUCCCCUGCUGUCUGAGCACACAAACAACAAUGGAGCCAUACUAUGUUAUAUAAUGACCACUGGGAUGCAAAAAUGUCACAUUAGAAAACCUAGUUUAUUUAACUUUCAUGGUUUUCUAAAUGAAAGGGUUUAUGGUUGUUUUCAUUAUAUUACUACAGAUAUAUAGAUA
Messenger RNA from Acipenser ruthenus (sterlet), 1899 nucleotides. RefSeq names its product probable G-protein coupled receptor 173. The record is from RefSeq and is a predicted model, not a curated record. Gene Ontology annotation, biological process: G protein-coupled receptor signaling pathway. The coding region runs from base 671 to 1783 and encodes 370 amino acids. Lineage: Eukaryota; Metazoa; Chordata; Actinopteri; Acipenseriformes; Acipenseridae. Gene Ontology annotation, cellular component: plasma membrane. The transcript has a single exon. Gene Ontology annotation, molecular function: G protein-coupled receptor activity.